GAACCACAAGCUCGAGACUACUGUAUUCGGUGGCAUUACAAUGAAAAAUGGACUGAUCGGGAGCUGUUGCAGCGCUUCAUUCUUAGCCAUAGUAAAGCGAUUACUGAUGAAACGAUAAAGCUUUCCUUUCUGAGGUUUCUCUACAAAUUUCUUGAAGAUGAUGAAUUUAUUUUCACUGCGAAAGGUUGGGCUGGCAAAGAUGAUGUGAGCCGCACUAUCGAGCGUCUUGAGAGGAGCAACAGAAUAAUAUCAAUCUCACAACUGAGGAGUAGUGGAAAAUAUGAGGAGGUUAUUGCAAUAAUAACUCGUGACAUUGAUUUCCAUGCUCUCGAAGGUGAUGACUUGUUCGAGAUGGCAGACUUUUUAAUAGAAGCCUACCUCAAAGUCAGAAAAUUCGAUGAAGCGGCGGUUUUCAUGUCCAGAGUGCUUCAUUUAUUGCUGUCGUACAAGCAGCCUCCCCACGAACAAAUCUCUUUGCUACAAAGUAGACUGAGGGAUGUUGAAUGGGCAAAUGUGAAGAAAGAAAAUGCAGAACUUAUGGGAUACUUCUUGUGUCAACUCACUACCAUUGACCAGUUUGGUACAGACUGGCUUAUGUGGAAGGAACUCUAUAGAGUCGCUGAACAUAUAGGAGGAGGCAUUUCGGUCGAAUAUAUCCAAUCCCUUGACCCUAUUACACAAGACGACGCAAUGCCAAGUUUGGGAUUAGACGUUCUGUUGAAAGCACAUGAGAAAUUAGGCGAAGCAAAAGUGUGUGGCCGAGAUAAGGGUGCCUUCUUGCUUUUCUAUAUGGAAAAUCUACAUACGUGUAUUUCCAACGAAAAAGUUGUGUCAACGCUGCGCCGAGAUGAUUUCUACUGGUUGUGGUCAAAUGUUUCCGAGGAGAUAUCCCAAUGUCUUUAUUGUGUAUUUGGGCGAUACUCAAAACGUCGCCGAGCAAUCGAAGAUCACGAAUGUUCCGUAAGUCAUCGCAUUCUCGAUAAGCACUCAACAAUGGUGAUUGAGCUCGCUAUGCCACAUCCUUUGCCACAGUAUGAUGACAAGGAUCGUCUUGGUCACGAUGUAGUGGAUCUUCUUCUGAACAAGUUCCCAUUUAUGCUGAAGUAUUCUGAAGAAAGGAAGAAAGUUGUAGAUGAGUUCACGAAGUGGAUGAACCGUGCCGCAACUAACCCUUCAAUAGACCGCUUGAAAUGGCCCACAGUGAAGGACGAGUCCUAUGUGCAGUCAUGUGUUUGGUAUCUCAUGGCGUUACAUCAUUACCGCUUGAGCAAUUACGAUGAAAUUGAAACGUACUCCAAGUUAUUCCUUACAAGUGGUCAUGCUACCAUGGAAAGUCGAGUGACAGCUGGAGCUUGGGCUGUCUUGGCGUACACUUCGGUUUAUCGUGUGUUUCAGAUGGACGACGAUAUACUGUACCUGGAGUGGCCAUGGCACGUAAUGCCAUUUCGGAUUUCUCUGCUUGUGGAUGGAACUAUUGGAGUAGUUUAUUUCCAGCUGGCUAAUACACUUUAUCAAAUUGCCACACGGUUGUCGCGCUAUUUUCUCACGGUCCCGUCUGAUGAUUGGCGACUACGCUAUGCAGAUUCGUUGCUCCGAACCAUUCGCAAGGAAUCGGAGGGGUUCUUCGAAGAGGCGCUAUCUCGGGCUGGCCAAACUGAAACUGGCGUUCCAUGCGAAUUCCAGUGGUUGUGUUACUUCUUCCUAGCAAAACUUCAGGCGAAGCUCGAUCCAAAUGAUGUGAUCAAGGUUAUUGACGGGAUGUUUGAAGCAGCAUGCUCAUGUGAAUUGUCAGAAUUUUUCUAUCCUAUCAAGAUCAAUGUGAAGAAACAGCAGAAUAUUGAACCAGUGGAAAUUCAUUAUCAAAUUCACGCUAUUGUGUGGAAAUAUCUGUGCAAUAAUCCUUCGCCGCCCUUGCAAACCCUUAUCACACUCCUGGCGUACAUUAGAGCCAUGCAGUAUCAUAGGGUAGUACGCAGCAACUAUUCCCUUUUCUGCUGCAGCCCGGAGAUUCAGGAAAUUGUUGUGCAGAUGACCAUCGACUGUGUUCGUAAUCAGAAAGGUGGUGUGAAUGAAACGGUCGACGAUAUUGUCACCCGAGUGGAUUUGAUGGAAGAGUUGUGGAAUUUAUGUCAUCGUGGAUUCGAGUUGGUAUGCGAGCGUUUUCCACAUAUGAAGUCGUACUAUCGUCUUGCUGAGAUGGAGCUAAGUCGUGGAAACUUGGAAGCUGCUUACGGUCAUUUAAUGAAGCAUGUGUUCAGAAGAAAAAAACGAGAUGAUUCUCUCUUCGAUAACGUGGUGGAAAUUACCUCGCAAGACAUAGAUCGUUCGGGAUCAGUGCUUCAUUUAUUGCUGUCGUACAAGCAGCCUCCCCACGAACAAAUCUCUUUGCUACAAAGUAGACUGAGGGAUGUUGAAUGGGCAAAUGUGAAGAAAGAAAAUGCAGAACUUAUGGGAUACUUCUUGUGUCAACUCACUACCAUUGACCAGUUUGGUACAGACUGGCUUAUGUGGAAGGAACUCUAUAGAGUCGCUGAACAUAUAGGAGGAGGCAUUUCGGUCGAAUAUAUCCAAUCCCUUGACCCUAUUACACAAGACGACGCAAUGCCAAGUUUGGGAUUAGACGUUCUGUUGAAAGCACAUGAGAAAUUAGGCGAAGCAAAAGUGUGUGGCCGAGAUAAGGUAUGUUUUCAUCUCCUGAUGGAAAGGAAGCAUCUGUAUUGUCAAAAGAUAAUUUUUCUGAAAAAAACCGUAAAGUAA
Molecule: messenger RNA, 2757 nt
Organism: Cooperia oncophora
Lineage: Eukaryota; Metazoa; Nematoda; Chromadorea; Rhabditida; Trichostrongylidae
Source: the annotation of a GenBank genome assembly